AUGAUCGCUGUCCCUACGGGCCAUGGUGGGCUGGUUUGCGGCACCCAAAGGGUCGAUUCCACUCGUCUACUUUUGGCGUCUGUCACCAACUUCAUCUCCAUUAACACUAUUUUGCCUGUGCAUUCGCCCCGGAAAUGGGUUCAAAUGGUACCUUAUGAACGAUUUGUGGCCGUUACCUCACGAAUGCCUACCCUUGGAGGCAGAGGGUUUCAGCACAUUUCUUCGCCAUGUAGAUGGUCUGCUCCACCAAAAGCUCGAGCUGACGAAAGUUCACCUCACCGCAAGUGCCGCAUCUGCCUCGUAGCACCAUUUCGGUGA
Protopolystoma xenopodis is the source of this 318-nucleotide messenger RNA. The record is from the annotation of a GenBank genome assembly. Lineage: Eukaryota; Metazoa; Platyhelminthes; Monogenea; Polystomatidea; Polystomatidae.